CACCAGCUGAUCCAUUCCUCUGAGAGAGAGAGAGAGAGAGAGAGAGAGAGAGAGAGAGAGAGAGAGAGAGAGAGAGAGAGAGAGAGAGAGAGAGAGAGAGAGAGAGAGAGAGAAAAAUGCAGCAAAUCAUGGAGAGCUACUUUGGCCUCACGGACUACGUCAUCUUUGCACUGGUGCUGGGCGUGUCCUCUGCCAUCGGUCUGUACUACAGAUUCACGGGAGGCAAGCAGAAGACCUUCAAGGAAUACAUGAUGGCUGACAACAAUAUGUCAGUGCUACCUGUUGCCUUCUCCCUCAUGGCCUCUUUCAUGUCAGCCAUUACCAUCCUGGGUGUGUCCAAAGAAAAUUACACCUUUGGGACACAGUUCGUUGUCAUCAACUUCUCAUAUCUCAUCUCCACACCCAUAGUGUGCUACCUCUACCUUCCUGUGUUCUUCAGGCUGCAAAACACAAGUGUCUAUGAGUACUUGGAGCGAAGAUUUGGACAGCUGACCCGGAUCUGUGCUUCCCUGGCUUUCUCCCUUCAGAUGACACUCUACAUGGGCAUUGUGCUCUAUGCUCCAGCACUAGCACUCUCAGCUGUCACAGGAAUACAACUCAGUGUGUCCAUCAUGGCAGUGGGUGUUGUGUGCACAUUCUAUUCAGCCCUUGGAGGCAUCAAGGCUGUUCUCAUCACUGAUGUGUUCCAGUCCCUGCUGAUGUUUGCAGCAAUAUUUGCUGUGAUCACUCGAGGUGUGAUGGAUUUCUCUGUGGCUGAAAUAUUCAAGAUUGCUAAUGAAGGAGAAAGAUUGGAGUUCUUUAACAUAUCACCUGAUCCUCGUGAGAGGCACACUCUGUGGAGCCUUGGUAUUGGCGGGUGCUUCACCUACUGCUCCCUGUAUGGUGUGAACCAGGCACAGGUUCAGCGGCUCCUCACCAUCAAGGACCUGCAUCGUGCCCAGGCCUCCCUUUGGAUCCAGUGGCCCAUUCUCACAGUGUUGAGUCUGUCUACCUCAUUUGCUGGCCUUGUGGUGUAUGCACAGUACCACAACUGUGAUCCAAUGAAGAGUGGUCGCAUUGCCAACUCAGAUCAGCUGCUGCCACUCUACGUUGUUGAGACAAUGGGAAUGGUACCAGGUCUCUCUGGCCUCUUUGUCUCUGGCAUCUUCAGUGGCUCACUUUCUACAGUUUCCUCAGCCCUCAACUCCUUGGCAGCAGUGACUUACCAGGACUACAUAUUGCCAUGCAUUCCACCCCACAGUGGCUUCCGGGAGAAAUAUGCUACACGCAUCAGCAAAAUUCUUGCAUGUGUGUAUGGCUUGAUAUGCAUUAUGAUGUCCUUCCUCAUCCCACUGGUGGGAACAGGAGUGCUGCAAGCCUCUCUCACUAUCUUUGGAGCUGUUGGGGGACCACUCUUGGCACUCUUCACUCUGGGGAUGCUCUGUAGAUGUGCUAACCAAAAGGGUGCCAUGGUGGGUCUUAUUUUUGGGCUGAUCAUCACACUGUGGAUUGGAUUUGGCCAACCCAAGCCAGUACCACCCUUCAAGCCUGUGUCUGUUGAAGGAUGUCCAGCCAGCAAUGCUUCCUUGAACAUAGAAAAUAUUCAGAUGACCAGAAACUCAAGUUAUAAGGGAGAUGAAUUUUAUUUUGAUGGCCUUAGUAACAUAUCAUUAACUUUACCUCUUGAAGAUAAGGAAGGAGUAUCAGCAACCAUCCCCUUGGAGUUCAACAGCACAUUACAUGAGGAGAGCACUCCUUUCCUGCACAACCUGUAUGCAGUGUCUUACAUGUGGGUGGCAGCUAUUGGGUUCCUAGUUACCAUGCUGGUGGGUGUCCUGGUGAGCGUUGCCACUGGGGGGAAUACAGUGCUUGAGAGGGAGCUCUUCUCUUCGUGGGUCCACAUCGAAGGGACUGCAGCCAGUGGCACUGAAAACUUAUUCACUGAGAAGUCAGACCACACAAUUGCUGGGGACAUUAUUUCUGUGUCAUGUGACAAGCUCACUUCAGAUGAAAGAGAAAUGUCUCAUCUUUGAUCACUGUGGGAGUUAAAUCUGACAACACACAAAGUGCAACAGUAAUGGUUCAUUCAUUCACAAAUACAGUACAUAUUCACCAGGAUACUGUAGAUUUAUGCUAUACUUAUAGAUUACAGGUUUUAGAAUGAAAUAUCUCACCUUAACCAAAAAUUUCCAUGAAAGAUCUCACACAUGAGUCAUAUCAUUGAGUGAGCAGCUGUGGCUCAGCAUUGCCACCAACUCGGAAAAUGUGUAAUAUAUUUAUCUUACUUUUUUUAUAUAAUUUAUUGACACUUCUAGAUUUAAGGUACAACUUAAAUGUGAGGAAGGACAUGAAUGUAUUCCCAUCUGGAUAAGAUUAUGAUGCAUAAAUACUAAGGACUAAAGUUCGACAAGUUGUGAGCAACUAGAUUUUAUAUAUGUGGGAAUAAGUUGUAAUAAGCUGUAGAUUAGUUCCAAGACACUGGAUAAUCUCUUUAUCUUAAACAUAUUUUGUUUUCUUCACUUGAGCUGUUUCUUUUUGAUUUGGUAAUGGAUCUGCUGGUCAUACUAUGGCAACCCAAAACUUGCUAUGUAGAGAGGUGCUAUGGACCUAAUUUUGAUUAAUCUUUUAAUUCCAUUCCAGAAAAAAUAUAUAGUCAUUAAUUAUACCAUUAUGUGUUCAUAGAAGAAUAUUGUAGUUGUUAAUCUGUUAAUUUUGGAGGAGCCCUAUUGAAAUUUUGUAUGCAUGCCAUCAUAGAUGAUGGUAUACAAUAAAUAUGAAAUUCUA
This is a messenger RNA of Scylla paramamosain (green mud crab), 2763 nucleotides long. Its product is annotated as putative sodium-dependent multivitamin transporter. Gene Ontology annotation, cellular component: membrane. Lineage: Eukaryota; Metazoa; Arthropoda; Malacostraca; Decapoda; Portunidae. Bases 117 to 2012 code for a protein of 631 amino acids. The record is from RefSeq and is a predicted model, not a curated record. The transcript is spliced from 11 exons. Gene Ontology annotation, biological process: transmembrane transport; sodium ion transport. Gene Ontology annotation, molecular function: symporter activity.